Messenger RNA from Cladocopium goreaui, 264 nucleotides. The record is from the annotation of a GenBank genome assembly. NCBI's taxonomy places the organism in Eukaryota, Dinophyceae, Suessiales, Symbiodiniaceae.
AUGCCUAAUGCAAAGCCACUUUUUCGAGGAGCGAACACGGUGCAGAGAAUUCAUCCAGCAGCUCUGCCAAACAUGUUGGCCCUGUGGCUCCUGUCUCAGCGUCGAGGAACAGUCACCAUAUCGGAUGUAGCGCAUCGUGAUGACUGCACGGAAGUGCAUGUCCCCGAGAACUGCAAGGGCUGGGUGACCGGGAACCGGGGAAGCGAAUUGCGGCGCAUGGAGACCGAGUAUGUUACUCAGUGCAUCCCCAACGAGCUUGCAUGA